Messenger RNA from Penicillium diatomitis, 2070 nucleotides. RefSeq names its product putative G1/S-specific cyclin Pcl5. Gene Ontology annotation, cellular component: nucleus; cyclin-dependent protein kinase holoenzyme complex. Bases 1 to 2070 code for a protein of 689 amino acids. The transcript is spliced from 2 exons. Gene Ontology annotation, biological process: regulation of cyclin-dependent protein serine/threonine kinase activity. NCBI's taxonomy places the organism in Eukaryota, Fungi, Ascomycota, Eurotiomycetes, Eurotiales, Aspergillaceae. The record is from RefSeq and is a predicted model, not a curated record. Gene Ontology annotation, molecular function: cyclin-dependent protein serine/threonine kinase regulator activity; protein kinase binding.
AUGAAUCCCUCCUCCGCGCCCGAUAUGUCGGGCAUGGCUGUCUUGGGCCUGCAUCUCGCCAACCCCGGUACGAAAGCACCCCAUGCGCAUCCAUACCCGUCCUCGCUCGCCUCCUCCGCCUCCUCCGCCUCUUCCUCCUCGUCCUCCUCGGUCUUUUCGCUCGACGCGUCGCAUAGCUCGGUCUCGUCCACGGCCACAAAUCCCGUGGAUGUCAUUUGGGAGAAUGAGGGGGAGACAGGUCGAGGUGCACCGGGGGCUUGCCCCCGUGUGUUUGCGAAAUGUCUGCCUCUGAAACAUGAUGUCGCGGUGCCCGCAGAGAUGCGCAUGAAUCCUCGGCGCACCUCUGUCGCAUCGACCAGCUCCGCCGCCGCUGCCGCUCGCCCGCCGCCCUGCCUGCUUCGUCAGUCUGAGCGAAAAGUGAACUUUGUGGACAACCUGGUCGAUACGGCAUCGCAGAUCGUCGAGGUGAUCUGGCCCCUCUCCGCCGCAGCUUCGCGAAGUGAUGCCGCAACGGGGGCCAAGGGAGUUCUCCCCUUACGGACCUUCAUUCAGGAGACCCUUCGUCGAUCGCGCACCAGCUACUCGACCCUCCAAGUGGCACUAUACUACCUCAUCAAGGUCAAGUCGCACGUGCCGUCUCACGAUGUCUCCAAGGACAUGCGUCGGGACCAAGCUUGCACGCGCGCCAUGCAGUGUGGUCGUCGCAUGUUUUUGGCAGCACUGAUCUUGGCCUCCAAAUACUUGCAAGACCGUAACUACUCGGCUCGCGCAUGGAGUAAGAUUUCCGGCUUGAACACCCUGGAGAUCAACCAGAAUGAGUUGAUGUUCUUGGACGCAGUGGGCUGGAGAUUGCACAUCUCCGAAGCUACCUUCCAGCGCUGGACAGAGAUCGUCUUGAAGUUGACUCCUGGCGCAGGCAGCAUGCCUGCGAGUGAAGGGCAGUCCUGGCGUAGCGUGCUUCCGCGUCUCACUCCGGACCUAGACUCCUUCGACCUGGAGCUGAUGACCCCUGCAUCGAUGGCUAGCAGCCCGGAUCUCGGCCACGUCGACUCUCCUUCGCCGCGCAGCACGUCGAGCAUGGAGUCGUUGCGCUCGGCUGCACGCGAGCAGACUUCGGUCUGUCCACGCAGCCUGCCUCGCCCCAUGGAACCGGUUUCGGUUCCACGACCUGGCUACGCGCACCUGCCUUUGCCGUCUUUGUCUCGCCCGCAUAUGUUGCCGACGCCUCAGAUUACUCCCCAUUCACACGUCUUGUGUACUCCUGCUGCGAGUGCGCCGUCGUGUGAUCCUCGCCGUCCGUCCAUCGGUAGUGCGAUGGCUCAAGUUCAGAAUAUGGGUAUGGCGCGCUCGAUCCUUGAUCAGCGCCCGCCGCUCUCAGUCUGUCCUCGAGUUCCGUCCUCCGAUGGCUAUCCGGUCGUGGCUCGCCGGUCAUCUCUGGCUCGGUCGACAUCUUCAUCCUCGUCGGCUUCCUCUCCGGACUCAAUGGUUUCAGACGUCUCGACUUUGUCUUCACGCUCCUCGCGAUCUUCCUCGGUCUCCUCUAUUGCCUCCGGAGUCGGUGCGUCGGCUCCGUCUCGCUUGGCUGUCACGGCGACUCUGCGUUGUACCAGUCAGUCACUCCUUAAAGAGAAUCGCAAGAACCUGGCCAUUGCUUCGCCCAUCGACGAAUUGCCUCUGGCAAGCAUCUACCCAUCCCCCGAAUAUCCCGUGCAUCUGGGCACGGCGACGGAUCUGUCCGGCUUUGUCAUGGAUUCUAGUCUCAACGAAGCGGCGCAGAGUCUCUGCGAAUUAUCCGGAGCCACUCCCGAUCGGCGUCAGUGUCGUAAGCGCGGCCGUACUGGAUCGGAAGAUCUUCUUCUCCAGAGCAACGUUCGUCAAUUGAUCGAUGCGGGCGCCUCUGGCAAUUCUGCGAUCUCUGUUAGUUCCGACGGCCAGCGGUCUGAGAACUUGCCUCAGCUUGCGGCGAUUUCCUCCGUUUCUGGGCCUGCCGGCAUGAAACGAGCCUGUUGCGGCAGCGAGGCAAGGAAAAUAGCCUUAAACCCUAGCCUUCGUGCAGAGUAUCUUUCUUGA